ACCAAUAAUGCCUCAAUACCAAAUAUAAUUGACAAUUUACUAUAUUCAAAUCUCUCUGGCUUUUCUGGUCUCUCCGCCAAUGUUUUUCUCCGUCCUCACUACACUGAGGUCACAUUUCUUUACCAGCAAUGAAUGAAGUUUGAAUUUUCAAAAAUCUAGAAUUCUGCAUUUCAAUUUCCCCUCUCUCCGAUGGCCACCGCGGCAUUCAAAUCCACCACCAAGAGAACUUCCGUCGGAGCCUCCUCCGCCGACGACUCCGCCUCCUCCUCCUCCCUCCACCACCGCCGCUCCCGGAGCCUCAGCCGCCCCGCCCGUCACACAUUCCCCUCUCGUGACGACGACGGCGCCGAUCGCCGCGCUCCGAAAGGUCGCUUCGUCAACACCGUCCGCGGCUCCGUCUUCCCGGAGAUCAGCCUCGACGAUCUCGCCAUCGAGUUCUUCGAGUCCGCGAAUCGCGGCCGCUUCGGCGGUUCUAGAACCUCCGAGUCGGAGGCCAGUCCCGCCGGCGCCGGCGCGACGCAGCGCCGAGGGAGGUCGGUCUCAAGGAAGAGUUCCGGAACCGGAGAUGAUAGAAGGAGCAGUGUUGGCGGUGGCGGUGGCGGUGGCGGUGGGGUAAGACCUGUAGCCGAUGCGAAUUCGAGAAGACGGAGAUCGGUAUCGGUGGUUAGGUAUCAAAUUAGCGAUUCCGAGAGUGACCUGGAUCAAUCUCAGAAUUCUAGAAGUCGUUCCAAUCUGAAAAAUGCUGAUGUCGGGAACAAGCUAAUGCAUGAGCCAGUUGCUUCAGAUCAAAGACCAGUGCUCAGAAAGUCCCUAAGUCAGAGGGAUUUGAGGGUGUACGAUGGCUACUCUAAUUCUGCAUUUCAAUUUCCCCUCUCUCCGAUGGCCACCGCGGCAUUCAAAUCCACCACCAAGAGAACUUCCGUCGGAGCCUCCUCCGCCGACGACUCCGCCUCCUCCUCCUCCCUCCACCACCGCCGCUCCCGGAGCCUCAGCCGCCCCGCCCGUCACACAUUCCCCUCUCGUGACGACGACGGCGCCGAUCGCCGCGCUCCGAAAGGUCGCUUCGUCAACACCGUCCGCGGCUCCGUCUUCCCGGAGAUCAGCCUCGACGAUCUCGCCAUCGAGUUCUUCGAGUCCGCGAAUCGCGGCCGCUUCGGCGGUUCUAGAACCUCCGAGUCGGAGGCCAGUCCCGCCGGCGCCGGCGCGACGCAGCGCCGAGGGAGGUCGGUCUCAAGGAAGAGUUCCGGAACCGGAGAUGAUAGAAGGAGCAGUGUUGGCGGUGGCGGUGGCGGUGGCGGUGGGGUAAGACCUGUAGCCGAUGCGAAUUCGAGAAGACGGAGAUCGGUAUCGGUGGUUAGGUAUCAAAUUAGCGAUUCCGAGAAUUCUGCAUUUCAAUUUCCCCUCUCUCCGAUGGCCACCGCGGCAUUCAAAUCCACCACCAAGAGAACUUCCGUCGGAGCCUCCUCCGCCGACGACUCCGCCUCCUCCUCCUCCCUCCACCACCGCCGCUCCCGGAGCCUCAGCCGCCCCGCCCGUCACACAUUCCCCUCUCGUGACGACGACGGCGCCGAUCGCCGCGCUCCGAAAGGUCGCUUCGUCAACACCGUCCGCGGCUCCGUCUUCCCGGAGAUCAGCCUCGACGAUCUCGCCAUCGAGUUCUUCGAGUCCGCGAAUCGCGGCCGCUUCGGCGGUUCUAGAACCUCCGAGUCGGAGGCCAGUCCCGCCGGCGCCGGCGCGACGCAGCGCCGAGGGAGGUCGGUCUCAAGGAAGAGUUCCGGAACCGGAGAUGAUAGAAGGAGCAGUGUUGGCGGUGGCGGUGGCGGUGGCGGUGGGGUAAGACCUGUAGCCGAUGCGAAUUCGAGAAGACGGAGAUCGGUAUCGGUGGUUAGGUAUCAAAUUAGCGAUUCCGAGAGUGACCUGGAUCAAUCUCAGAAUUCUAGAAGUCGUUCCAAUCUGAAAAAUGCUGAUGUCGGGAACAAGCUAAUGCAUGAGCCAGUUGCUUCAGAUCAAAGACCAGUGCUCAGAAAGUCCCUUAGUCAGAGGGAUUUGAGGGUGUACGAUGGCUACUCUAGUCAUUCUUCUGCUCUCACGGAUGAUGAAGCAGCAACAGCUCACUCUGAUAAAAGUGGAGUUGCGAAACUACGGGCAGUUCAUGCACAGAAAAAGGUGCCACUUACUGGCAUGGAUAAAGGAUUGCACAAAGCAAAGCAGAAAGUAUUAAGGAAUAUGGAACCUGAACAGGCUGUGGUAAAACCGAGGACCUCCACUUUAUCCACUGGUGAUCAUUUGUUAUCAAGCAAUUCUUCUAUCAGAAGUAGCUACGAAACUGAACUGGAACAGUCUGAGAAGCGAAAACAAGAAUUAUUAGCUGAAAUAGUGUAUGAGGAGCAGCGAGGCAGAGAACUUUCUAAGAUUGUUAGUGAAUUGAUUCCUGCCAAGGAGGACAAUCUUAUACAAAAUCCAUCGAGAAUCAGGAAGAGAAGUAAUGACAGAAGCCGAGUGUCAAUGCGGUUGACUGAGGAGGCUGAGAGAUAUAUUGAGGAUUUUAUUUCAAAUGUUGAAGAUACAGAUAUUUCAUCACUUGAUGGUGAAAGGAGUGAUGCAAGCUCAUCCAUUGGAGGACUAAUAAAACCAGAAACAUUUAAUAGCCUUCCAGUCACUAGAUCUCUUCCUGUUUUGAUGGAUGGAGUUGCAUUGCCAUGGUUGCAAUGGGAGACAGGGAAUGAUGCUUCUCCUAUGACAAGCCUGAAUAAGGCACGUAUGGCAGUCACUCCAAAAACUUCAAGUUCUACUCAGGAAAACAUCAAAGUGGAAGAUCAAGGUAGCAUUUCUAUUAGCAGUCGUGGAAGCUGGAGCCCUGAUUACCUUCAGGAGUAUGUUGGAAAAGAUGUAUACAGUAAAUUUGGAGAUGCUUAUUGUCACACGGACCAGUCAUUAUCAGCUAAAUCCAAAGGAUUAAGGUAUGAUAUGGAUGAUUACCUCAAAGUUAAAAGUAAUGAAGAUUUGUUGAUUGAGAGUUGGAUGCAACGGCGUAGAAUUAAUUCAGGCAGUCUCCUAUUGUGUAGCCUAAGAUUAUUUUAGACAUGAUAUGUUUCUGAAGAAUGGCCAUUCCUUCUUCUCACUUGGCAUGAAUUCUAUGUACAGAUAAUUGCUAUUUAUCUAGUAUGCUUCUAUAUAUAAGUUGUUGAUGAAGGAUGA
Molecule: messenger RNA, 3198 nt
Organism: Vigna umbellata (rice bean)
Lineage: Eukaryota; Viridiplantae; Streptophyta; Magnoliopsida; Fabales; Fabaceae
Source: RefSeq, a predicted model, not a curated record